Messenger RNA from Plasmodium inui San Antonio 1, 4113 nucleotides. RefSeq lists its product as hypothetical. NCBI's taxonomy places the organism in Eukaryota, Apicomplexa, Aconoidasida, Haemosporida, Plasmodiidae. Gene Ontology annotation, molecular function: cysteine-type peptidase activity. The transcript is spliced from 4 exons. The coding region runs from base 1 to 4113 and encodes 1370 amino acids. Gene Ontology annotation, biological process: proteolysis. The record is from RefSeq and is a predicted model, not a curated record.
AUGCAGUUGUCCCUUCCGUUCCUUUUUAUAGCAAGUGCUGCAUUGCUCGAUAAUGUAAUUAAGUGUGACGAGGAGGUGACCAUUCCUGACCCCCCGCAACCGCCAGAUGAGAACCCCGAGAGCAAGGAUGACCCCCCGGGUAACUGGGAUCCCUCCCCUCACAAAGGCGAUGGCGCAGUGGAACCGUCAGUGGAUGAAAAUGAGUCUGGAGGUGAGCAUGGAGCGGUAGAUCAGCAAACAGAUCAUCCAACAGAUCAGCCAACAGGUCAUCCAACAGAUCAGCCAACAGGUCAUCCAACAGAUCAACCAACAGGUCAUCCAGCAGAUCAACCAACAGAUCAACCAACAGGUCAUCCAGCAGAUCAACCAACAGAUCAACCAACAGAUCAACCAACAGGUGAUCCAGCAGAUCAAUCAACAGAUCAACCAACAGGUCAUCCAGCAGAUCAACCAACAGGUCAUCCAGCAGAUCAACCAACAGGUCAUCCAGCAGAUCAACCAACAGAUCAACCAACAGAUCAGCCAACAAAUCAACCAACAGGUCAUCCAACAGAUCAAUCAACAGAUCAACCAACAGGUCAUCCAGCAGAUCAACCAACAGAUCAAUCAACAGAUCAACCAACAGAUCAAUCAACAGAUCAACCAACAGAUCAAUCAACAGAUCAACCAACAGAUCAGCCAACAAAUCAGCCUGCAGAUCAACCAACAAAUCAGCCUGCAGAUCAACCAACAGAUCAACCGCUCACCCAGCCGCCCGUGGAGGUAUCCGAAAAAGCUGCAGCGGCUGCGGUGAGAAACCCGAACGAAAUAGAAGCGAAGUGCUCGCAGCUUAAAGACCAAGACGGAGUGAAAAUCACGGGGCCCUGCGGGGCGAAGUUUCAGAUGUUCCUCGUCCCGCACGUAACCAUAAAUGUAGAAACAGAGACGAACACAAUUUAUAUAGGAAAAAAACUUGACGAUGUCAUAAUCACGAAGAAACAACACAAGGUGGUUAGCGGCAAGUCAUCCCCCUUGUUACAGUUUGAGGAGAAUUCCAACUUACUCCUUAACCAAUGCGUAAACGGGAAGACGUUUAAAUUUGUGGUGAUCGUUAAGGGGGAAGAGAUCAUCCUCAAGUGGAAGGUGUACGAAAAACGUCCCUCAGAAACCGACAAUGAUAAAGUCGACGUGAGGACAUUCGUCUUGAAGAAUACAGAUAGACCAAUCACCGCCAUACAGGUGCACACGGCAAAAGGAAACGAAGACUCCUUCCUUUUAGAAAGCAAGUCAUACUUUUUAAAGGAUGACAUGCCGGCCAAAUGUGACCUAAUAGCUACGAACUGUUUCCUCAGUGGCAAUUUAGACAUCGAAGCAUGUUACAAGUGCACCGUAUUGUCCGAAAACACUGAAUUGGACAGCCCUUGCUUUAGUUACCUCCCUGACGAUGUUAAGCAUAACUAUGAAAAGAUAAAAAGGAAGGCGCAGCAAAAUGGGGACCCGAAGGAGGUCCAAUUUGCAGUGUCUAUUGGGAACAUCCUCCAAGGAAUGUACAAACUGGGAGAAACGGGUCUCAAUGAGUUGCUCAGCUUCGACGAAGCAGAUACAUCUUUGAAAGCGGAAUUGCUGAAUUAUUGCGCCUCGAUGAAGGAGGUGGACGCCAGUGGAGUGCUGGACAGCUACGAGUUGGGCACUGAAGAAGACGUGUUUGCGAAUCUAACGAGAAUUUUGAGGAACCAUGCAGGCGAAACGAAGUCUAUGUUACAAAACAAGCUGAAGAAUCCCGCUAUAUGCUUGAAAAAUGCCGACGACUGGGUGGAGAGAAAAAAAGGACUUCUACUUCCGAGCUUGUCUCAUACCCAUGUGGAAGCUACCCCCCCCGCUAAUGCCCAAGAAGAGGAAACGAAAAAGGAAGACACACCCGAGGGAAGCGAAAAAAUACAAACUAACGGUUACAAUAGCGUUAUCAAUUUUGUCUCAAGCGAAGAGACGAACAUGCAGUCCACCAGUUUUAUUGACAACAUGUUCUGCAACGAUGAGUACUGCGAUAGGACAAAGGACACCAACAGCUGCAUGGCGAAGAUUGAGGCAGAGGAUCAGGGUGUGUGCGCCACGUCCUGGGUUUUCGCCUCGAAGAUGCACCUAGAAACGAUAAGGUGCAUGAAAGGGCACGACCAUGUUGCAAGUUCUGCCCUGUACGUGGCUAACUGUUCCAAUAAUGAAGAUAAGGACAAGUGUCAAGCUCCGUCGAACCCGCUAGAAUUUUUGGACAUCCUAGAGGAGACAAAAUUUUUGCCAGCCGAGUCGGACCUCCCAUACUCUUACACAUCGGUGAAUAACGUCUGUCCUGAGCUAAAGAGCCACUGGAAAAACCUUUGGGCCAAUGUGAAGCUCUUAGACCCGCACAAUGAACCAACCUCGGUGAGCACGAAGGGGUACACUGCCUACCAGAGCGAUCACUUCAAGGGAAACAUGGACGCGUUUAUCAAAUUGGUAAAAUCCGAAGUGAUGAACAAAGGAUCCGUCAUCGCGUAUGUCAAAGCGACAGGAGCACUCAGUUACGACCUGAACGGGAAGAAGGUGCUCUCUCUGUGUGGAGAUGAGACACCCGACAUCGCUGUCAACAUAAUAGGCUAUGGUAACUACAUAAACGGGGAAGGAGUGAAGAAGUCCUACUGGUUGCUACGUAACAGCUGGGGAAAGCACUGGGGCGACCACGGACACUUCAAGGUCGACAUGUAUGGUCCGCCUGGAUGCGAGCACAACUUCAUUCACACCGCUGCUAUCUUCAACGUGGACGUUCCCCUGUUGGAGAACCUCGAAAAAAAGAGACCAAUGUUGUAUAAUUACUAUAUGAAGAGCUCGCCCGAUUUUUACAACCAUAUCUUAUAUAAAGGGGUCCAAACAGAGGAGGAUCGAGAAAUGGGGAUAAGUCCAGAAGACAAGAUGAUCAGUCCUGUUGUUUCUGCACAGAAAUCUGAAGCAGAUACUUUGAACGGUGCGGAGAAGUCCUCUGUAGUGGUAGAGGGAAAGGAAAAUCCUGCUGUAGGAGUGGGCGAAUCCACACAGGAAGUUGAAUCGCCACUCGAGGCAGUAACAGACAAGUCAAAAGAAGCAGAACAACAGGACGAAGAGGAGGCAGACGAGGAAUCGGAAGAAGAGCGCAAGGAUAAAGCGGAGGAGGAAAUGCAGGGUGAAGAGCAGGAAGAAGGGGAUGAUGAGGAAUGGGAAGAAGAGGGCGAGGAUGAAGCGGAGGAAGAGGCGGAGGAGGAGGAAGAAGCCGAGGAGGAGGAAGAGGAGGAAGAGGCGGAAGAGGCGGAGGAGGAGGAAGAGGCGGAAGAAGAGGAAGAGGCGGAAGAGGAGGAGGAGGAGGACGACGACGAGGAACCAGAAGAGGCAGGAGUAGAACCGGAAGAACGAGGAGCAGACCCAGAACAGGCAGGAGCAGAACCGGAAGAGGAAGGAGCAAAAUUGGAAGAGGGAGGAGGAAAAUCGGAAGAGGGAGGAGGAAAAUCGGAAGAGAGAGGAGCAAAAUCGGAGGAGGGAGGAGCAAAAUCGGAAGAGGGAGGAGCAAAAUCGGAAGAGGGAGGAGCAAAACCAGAAGAGGGAGGAGCAAAAUCGGAAGAGGGAGGAGCAAAACCAGAAGAGGGAGGAGCAAAACGAGAAGAGGGAGGAGCAAAACCAGAAGAGGGAGACUCCGAAACAGCGAAGAAAGGCAUGGAAGCAGAGGAACCAAGCAAGGUAGCCGUGUCAGAUGCAUCUCCAGAAGGAGUGAAGGGACCACAAACCGUAGCGUCGCCGAGCGCGUCUGUCAACCCAACACCGCCCCCCUCUUCAACACCUGCGCCAACGCGUAAGACCUCACUCAUUAAAGUUAAACAGAUAAUGGAAGUGAUUCAUAUUAUAAAACACAUAAAAAAUGGAAAGCUGAGGUUAGGCAUAGCAACAUACGAAGAUGACUUGAGCAUUGCAAACAAGCACGAUUGUUCCAGGUCUUAUUCUAGGGACCCAAAGAAGCUACCCGAGUGCAUACGAUUCUGUCAUGAUGAAUGGAAUAACUGCAACGGAGAAUUCUCCCCAGGCUAUUGCCUGAAUCAACGGAGAAGAAAAAACGACUGUUUUUUCUGCUACGUGUAA